This is a messenger RNA of Oppiella nova, 429 nucleotides long. Lineage: Eukaryota; Metazoa; Arthropoda; Arachnida; Sarcoptiformes; Oppiidae. The record is from the annotation of a GenBank genome assembly.
AUGCGCAAAAGGAGUCCGUCGUAUAGCCCGCGCCGACGGUCUAUAAGCCCUCGUCGGAGGUCUAUAUCUCCGCGCUUUAGAAGCCGUCGUCGGAGUCGGAGUUCGAGUCGUGAGAGGUAUCGGCGCUCAAGAAGUGGUAGUCGUAGUCGAAGUGGUAGCAGAAGACGCCGAAGUCGUACACCUGAACGGCGCCGGUAUUCACGUUCACCGGAUAGACACAUGAAUCCAAUGACGCCUAUGAUGCCAAUGGGAGGUCAGGGACUUGAAAUGCCUUUUAUGGGCGCACCCGCCCCUCCAUAUAUGCCAUCAAUGGAUGCAAUGUAUCAACCGAUUAUGAAUCAGCAGAUUAUCCCUAAGAGUCGUCCCCCUGUGGCGCCCAAACUAAGUCCACGAAAGGGCACAAAUCCUAACCUUAAAAAGGUUCCGAUC